AAAGGCAACAAAAACCCAGUAAGUGCAAGCGAUGUAAUGCUUUACGGGUCGCGCGGCGCUCGGCGCAGGCCUGAGCGUAUCGACCGCGCUCAGCUCCGGGCAUCAUUCCACCAGUAGUCAUGCGCGAGACAUUACCUUACUGUGCCAUCGACCGUGUGUACUGGGAGUGACGAUGGAGAAAAGGAUCUAGGACCUAAUACCAGGCAAAAUGUUGUCUAGAUCAGACAGCCAGCGGCCAUAGUGAAAUGACAAUACAUAUAAUAAAGUGCGGGGAGCGCUCAUGAGACAGUCGUGCCAUCGUCUGCUCGAACACCAGCAGGCAGGCGAGGAGGAGCCGCCGCUUUAUUCGCCCAUUGACCGAAUUUCAGUGGUACCAGAUCAUGUGGCCCGGGAGGCUGACACCAAGCUGACCAGAUAUGCGACGACGGAAGAAGACGAAGCCACUCUGAGGGAGCUACUACUUAGCCUACAACGACAGGUCAGCGUGAUGAGCAUGAACCUCUCGCAGAAGCUGGACGACCUGCAGCGAGGCGACCGCCAGCUGGAGACGACGGUGGCCCUCUGCGAGAUCCGCACCCAGCUGCAGGAGCUCACCAAGAGCGUGGAGUCAUGCCAGAGCGAGGUGUCCGAGGUGAAACGUGACAUGGUCGCCAUCAAGCAAGAGCUGGACACCGUGCAGCAGGUCAAGGAGGAGAUUGAGGAGCUGCGAGAGUACGUCGAUCGGCUGGAAGAACACUCGCAGAGGCGGAAGCUGCGGCUGCUCGAACAGGGUUUGACUUUCUUCCUCUCCUACGCCAUCUUGGCCGCUGUGCUUGGCAUGCUUCAGUUCGGAUACAACACUGGCGUCAUCAAUGCUCCCGGCAGGAAUAUCGAAAACUUCAUGAAAGACGUUUACAAAGACCGCUACGGGAGAGACAUCACAGAGGAGACGGUCAAGCGGCUUUACUCCAUCGCGGUCAGCAUCUUCGCUAUCGGCGGCAUGCUAGGCGGGUUCUCGGGCGGCAUGAUCGCUAACCGGUUCGGAAGGAAGGGCGGUCUGCUACUCAACAACAUCCUGGGCAUCAGCGGCGCCAGUCUCAUGGGCUUCACCAAGAUCUCCCACUGCUACGAGAUGCUGUUCUUCGGGCGGUUCAUCAUCGGAGUCAACUGUGGACUGAACACUUCCCUUGUGCCAAUGUACAUAUCCGAGAUUGCUCCCCUGAACCUGCGAGGUGGCCUCGGCACCGUGAACCAGCUGGCUGUGACCGUCGGCCUGCUGCUGUCGCAGGUGCUGGGCAUUGAGCAGAUCCUUGGCACUGACGACGGCUGGCCUAUCCUCCUUGGUCUGGCCAUCUGCCCCGCCAUCCUGCAACUGUUGCUGCUGCCGGCGUGCCCCGAGUCACCGAGAUACCUGCUCAUCACGAGGCAGUGGGAGGAGGAGGCCCGUCGCGCCCUCAGGCGGUUGCGGGCUAGCAACCAGGUGGAAGAGGACAUCGAAGAGAUGAGGGCGGAAGAGCGGGCGCAGCAGGCGGAGGCCUCCAUCUCCAUGCGGGAGCUGCUGUGUUCUCCAACUCUUCGGGCGCCCCUGCUCAUCGGCGUGGUGAUGCAGUUGUCCCAGCAGCUGAGCGGCAUCAACGCGGUGUUUUACUACUCAACGUCCUUGUUCACGUCUUCGGGACUCACGGAGGAGGCGGCCAAGUUCGCCACCAUGGGCAUCGGCGCCAUCAUGGUCGGCAUGACCCUUGUAUCACUGCCACUUAUGGAUCGCACUGGACGGAGGACACUUCACCUGUACGGGCUCGGCGGCAUGUUCAUCUUUUCAAUCUUCAUUACAAUUUCAUUUUUAAUAAAGGAAAUGAUUGACUGGAUGAGCUACCUGUCCGUGGUGUCCACGCUGAGUUUCGUGGUGUUCUUCGCCGUGGGACCCGGCUCGAUACCGUGGCUGAUCACGGCGGAGCUGUUCUCGCAGGGGCCGCGGCCGAGCGCCAUGGCCAUCGCUGUGCUGGUCAAUUGGAUGGCCAACUUUGUCGUCGGCAUCGGCUUCCCUAGCAUGAAGGCGCUACUGGAAAACUAUACAUUCCUGCCUUUUAGUGUAUUCCUUGCAAUUUUUUGGAUAUUUACGUAUAAAAAAGUUCCUGAGACGAAAAAUAAGACGUUCGAAGAAAUUUUGGCCCUCUUUAGAAACUCCAACGGGAGUCUCAGAGCAAUCGUCGGGUGCGGGCGACGCGGGCCGCCCCCCUCCGCCCCUCCCGCCGCCCCGCUUCCCGGCCCCGGGCAACGUCUGACAAUGGGAUCCCCCCGCGCGCGCGCCGCUCGUCGCUCCCAUAAAGGCCGCAGCCAACUUCUUGUUUCAUGGACUGAGGCGCAAUGCAGCCCGUGCCCCUAUCACCACACAACAAAUGUUCUAAAUCUAUGUGAUUAGGUAUAAUAGGCUAAGUCACGAGCGUUAGCGUUAGAGAGGGCGGAGAGUUCUGCUGGAGUCGCGGGGUGGCUUGGAGUCUCACAUGGCGACCUUGUGAGAACGAUUACACAUAUAUUUCAUUAGCAUUUUUUUAUUAUCAGCAAACCGAAGAUAGUGACUAAUGAUGUUAACCCUUGCGAUUCUUUUAUUGUUAUUGAAAGAAGUGCUAUAAGAAAUGUUUUACAAAAUUAUUUUUUUCUUAAAGUAUUUUUAUAUUAUUUUGAAUCUAGCACUUAGUUACAGACUCAGCUACCAGUAAGCGUGAAAAAACUUUAAGAAAAAACUAAAAUUGUUCGAAACGUUUAAAAAAAAUCAAUGAGGCACGCCAUCUAGUGAGAUUUCACGGCAGAUUCCUUUGACUGUAGCACUAUUAUGACUUCGCUCUCUGGUUAGUGUCAUUUUAUGACUCGCAUAGGUAUAAAGAGCCAUGUCGAAUAGUAUCAUGGAAAUUUUACUGAUGGCUCCACGGUGAGCUAAAAAAGGACUAGCUUCUGACAUUUAUAUUAAUGUUAAUAAGGUUAACACCAAAAUUAUCACUUGUAACGUAAAACACACUGCUACUUUUGUGAUAUUCUAUGUUUUGUAACACAAAAUAAUUGUAAAUUUAGUACUUUUGUGUUAUAUUUGCGCAACAAAAAUAGCAGGGUUUAACUAUAUUUACUUUUAUGUUGCAAUUUCUAAUUUUGGUGGCGUUACCUAUAUAAUAUAUAAGAGGCGAAUUCAUUAUAAAAUAGUAGAUUUUUAUUGGAUACACGUAGGGCGCGGUUUCGAUCAGUUAUAAUUGCCGCACGGGUUAUAUGCCAACUAAAUCUAUGUAGAAACAAUAUUGUACCAGGUGCGGAGCAGUGGGGAAACCCACACGUAUAGAAUACGAUGUAAAUAUGCUGUGACGUUGUUAUGUUUUUUUACAAUAUGUAUUUUAUUGUUUAUUGUGUACAUGUUCUUUUUACUCAUUGUUAUCACUACAUUAAGUCAUAUCUCGAAGGAAAGUCUAUUAAUGUGUGUAUGCGUGUCAGCGAGCGGAAUUGACUAUUAUCAGCAACACCCGCUACGCUCCGAUUUCUGUUCGUUUCUAGUAUAGGAUAAAUUAUUUUAUUGUUAAUGUAACUUUUACGAUUUUUGUUAAGAUUUUUUACGUAAAGCUUAUAAAGUACGCCCCUCGUCGGACACACGUUUAUUUUCCAUCAGCUACGGCUCCUUUGACUGAAUAUCAGUAGCUUUUUGACUGAACUUAUAGUAUCUUAGAAGACCUUCUAGCAAAAAAAAAACGAGAGAUUGACAAAAUGAAAUAUCGGCACAACUGUUAUCGAAGCAAUAAAUAAAAAAUGAAAUUCGCCGAAAUGUUACAAGACCAUAAAUCAAAUGCAAAUCGACAUAUAAAUUUCCCCCACUACUUAAAUAGUACCUACCUGACUAUAAAUACGAAAAAUACUGUAAAUAGUAGGUACUAGGUACCCUAAAAUCUUUGAAAAAUACGAAUAUAUUAAAGAAGAUAGGCUACUACUAUUUCGCAGCAGGUACAUAUUUAUAUUUUCUUAAACGAUGCUAGUUAUUGUCUGUAGAGUUGAGGUUCUUGAGGUAUCUACGUAUCGAUAACAGCUAUGUCGAUAUUUCAUUUUGUCAAUCUCUCGUUUUGGCUAGAAAAUGUUCUGGGUCUAAUUCUUAGUCACCAUAGAACAAACUCUUUUUGUAAUACACUCAUAUUUGCAAGGCCGCAUAUUUUAUAAUUUCUCGACUAUUACAAGGAAUUGAAAUAAAUAUUAAAUGGUUUACUAAAUACUCUACGUAUCUUGUACAUAUUUUAUAUAAUAGACUUAUCACAAAUUAAAUUAUAAAGCUUAUUGUGACUAAAGGUCAAAAGGUGUAUUAUUUUGUAUAAAGUCAAUAACUUAUAAAAAUAUAACAAAUAAAAAUAUUAAUGAAUAACAUUUAAAUACUAAAGACAAAUGAAAACGUGAAAUCUACGAAUCAAAUAAAUAAUCUAGAAACGAUAAGAAAUAUGCAACUUUGCAAAAUCAACAAGCUUAAGUUUAUUAAUCAAAAUGUUCGCUCAAAAUGUUACUCGAUGUCACGUUGAAUAAGAAUAGGGUUUUUGUAGCAUCACUACCCUAUCUACAGAUGUAGUGCAAAAUUGUUUUCCAUCGUAUUUUCUCCGAAACCUUCGUCGUAUUUGUCAUGCUACUUCAGUCAACCUCAGUAAUUUUUAUACCGAGACUGACUGAAAUAGCAAGACACGUUCGUAAGUUUCCGUGAAAAUAUGAUGGAAAAUAAUUAUGCGCUACAUCUGUAUAUGAUACUGCUGUAAGAAUCCGUACAGCAAACGGUACCUUGGGUUGUCAUAACUUCAUAAGUAGACGUUUGAAAAUUCGGGGCAAGAUUUUUUCUUAUACUUUUCACGUCUAAUACACUCAAUGAAUAUUUUCCUAUCACUUAUAUAAUUAUAUUAUUCUUCUUGUUCCUACUAUCGAACUGAGAAUGAAUCUGUACAUCUACUUUGCGAAGCUAUACUCUGUAUUUUUAGGUAUUUGAAUAAAAGUAAACAAUGUAUACAUUUUCGGGUAGUUAACAUUUAUUGUAUACCUCCUUACUUACUACUUACUUGGUUGGCGCAGUGACCCAAAAUGAAUCUUGGCCUCCAACACAAGAGCGCGCCACUUUGAUUGGUCCAGAGCGAACAUUUAUUGUAUGACCAACCAAAUACAAAAUUAACCACCUGGAUCUGUCACUGUACGACCUGUCUUUAACCUACAUUAUUUGAUCCUGGAAUGUUUUCAUCUACCCUCAACUGGCUUAAGGAGCCGUUUCACGGUAGAUUUUGUUUUCUUUUAUUUAAAUAUUUGAUACAGUCUAUAGAAUUUGUCUGACUUUACACAUCUAAUUACCAAAGAUAUACCAUUAAUUAAUUAAUUACCAAAUGUGAUAGAGGUGAGUGAUGCUACAUCGGUAUAUUUAUUAGUAUGGGGUUAAGUAUUACCACAGGGUUGUAGUCAAUUGUUCGUCCACGCAUCUGAACACUGCUCAAUUCAAGUUAAGACUUUGUCUGGUCGGCGUCGCUGCCAAAUCGGCGUAGCGCUGUACGCUUACAAUUGUGGGAUCCAUAUCGGGGCUGGUCCGUUCAUAUCACCUGUAAUGUGAGUCAAAUAAUCAUACUAUCAUAGCCAUAAUCGCCUUUUUAUAUCAUUUAUUGACACAUUUUAACAUUUUCUUAGAAAGUAAUCGUAUUGUUUGAAGGAAUUGUGAAUACAGUGUCUUAGAAACGCCUGAACAUAUUUAAAAAACUAAAGAUUUUUUGUCACAAUUCAUAUUACAGGUGACUUUACUGAUACAUUGGUCUGAGCCGAUCGAGAUAUAUACGCAUGUUCUGUACAGGGGGCGUAUGCAAGGGCUAGGCCCACGGAGGUCGCUGACUUCUACAAAUAUUUAAAUUUAUACAUAUAUAAGAAUGGCUAGUAGACGUGAGCGCCGACUAUACCUAUUUUGCAGCGUCGAUUGCGGCGCGUCGUUUGCUUCUGUUGCACUGCACGAGCGGCAAUUUUUGGAGUAGACGCCGACGACGCUAAAUUUCGGCGCGCACGUCUAAAUAUCUUACUGUUUUUAAUCAGGACUGUACCUAUAGCAAUAAAGACCUUGUACGCCCCUUACACGUCGUCCGGGUUGUACAACAAAAAAAAAACAAUCUGGAUUCGCAGUGGGUCACCGUGGAUAGCCCGUUUCCGUAAUCUGUCUCCUUCACAAAACCGUAAAAUACGUGUGGGGGACAAGCACGGCACUAGAAUAAGUUGGUACACUCGACAAUAUGAAAUAGAAACCGAUUUAAUUUGUAACAUGUAAGAACCAGGUCCCAAAGCCACACUUAUUUGAAUAUGGACCUAAAGUCGUAUUAAUAAGGUUCGUUUUGCGAAGGGUUUGCGGCGUUUGGGGCUGGGUUAAUCUCGAAUAGGUUUAUUCGUCGGGAAGUUAAACAUUGUAAGGCUGACAAAGAUAUUUGUUAUGAUAUUUAGUUGUAUAAGUUUUGUAAUUUCACAACUUAUCGAUUUAAGGGAUUUAAAAAAGACUUAACUCAACUGUUCUGCCAGAAACUAGUUAUAAAACAUUGUUUUGAGUUCUAAUUACUUAAAAAAAAUGCUACUUUACUUAACCCUUUACCAGACUAACAGUUCAGAUAUGACUAUCAAAUGUCAGUCUUACUCAUUGAAAAUAGAACACAUGUUUGAAGUGCUGUAUGUGGGAAAUAUGUUUCCCUUAGCCUAGUAAAGGGUUAAAAUAAUAUGACUCUAUUUGCCGGGUAUAAAAACCGAAGGACAGAUAUCUUUGUUGGUCAACUGCUACCAUAAUGUUACUGUCAGCAUAAUGUUACAGUAACAUUGUAACUGCGAACAUAAUGUUACUGCGAGAGCAUCGUCAGGCGUGACAAGUUUGUCUACUGUGUGUAAGCUUGGGUAAAGACAGGGCCACUUGCGAGUUCUGGGGUUAGCUAACGGUUAAGGUUAACGGUUAACUAAAGGUUAGCUAACUAACUCGGGUUUAACUGUUUGUACAAGGUUAAAAUGUACUGUAUAAACGGUUAACUCCAAGUAAGUUGGCUAACCCUGAUACGCGAAAGUGGCCCUAACCUAUUCUGACUGUUUUAUUUUCUCAUUGCUUUUUUUAAAACGAGGUAUUAGUAAACUAUAUUAGCUGCUGGCAUUUUCAAGUUGGACCAAAAAGUCUAAAUCACGCAAAGUAUGUUUUGUAAUUUAUUUUUUAAAUUCAUACAUAUUCUAAUUAAUGAUUAUUUCUGUGAUUAAGUGAUUUGCGUGUCGAGAAACAUGCCGGAAAGAAAAACAGCUUGUAACUUAGCGACCUAUAUCGAAUAGCGCGAAUGGCAUUUGGUCUAAAAACGCAGCCAGUCUUUACCCAACUUGCGGAGUUGUCGUAACGUUUGCUCUUUGUCUUCGAGACUAAACGUAUCGAUGGAUAUGUUGAUAAAUUUAUCACACCGACUCACCAGCGAGUGGUCGCGGAACGAGAAGUGAUGCUUAGGCUGUGCAUAUACCACUAUACAUAUGAAUCGAUAUGAUAUAACAAUAAGAUAACCUGAGCCCUCGCUGGAAGCAAUAGUUUUAAGGUUUAUAAGUUUUUUGGAGUCAACUCCAGUACACAAACGAAAUCCCUUCUUCCAGGCGUAGUUACCAUUAGAAUAGACCGUUCAACGGAGGAGCGUGCCCUGAUCCCGUGAGGGUUCUGUACUAAGUCCUCGUUGGCUAGUAUAAAAGCGCAAAGACAAUUUUUGUCGCACAAUUCGGCACAAAUUCGGCUUUUGCCCAACACAACAUCGUGUUCUGUUACGGCUUUAGGUAUAUGUGUGUUUUCGCGGCGAACGUACGACUCUGUAUGAUUUGAUCUCUUUCGUUUAAUGAUGUAUUGUGUUUGAGGAUGAUCAGAAAUAUUAAAGUGUGCUGACUUGAGAACGACUAUAAUCAAACCAGUAAAAGUUGACAGUAAAAGUUUUUUGCAAAUUACCAUUUGCAGUAAGAAAAAGAUGGUCCUGGAAAUUGGGAAACAGUCUCCCAGUUGACCCUUUACCAGUUCGAAAAUGACAAUCGAAUAGUUUUCGAAAAUAGAAAACAUGCAUGUUUGAAGUGCCGUAUGUGGGAAAUAUAUAUUCCUUAGCCUGGUAAAAGGUUAAACUGUUAAUCAGUACAAAAAGAUUGCUUGAUUUCCAAGUCAUUUUUUAUUUUCUUUGUCUCUCGUUGAAUAUUUGUAAAAAAGUAGUUAUACAUUUAUACAUUGAGUCGUACGCCGCCGUAGCUUCGCAUGUUAUGACAGGUAAAAUGUAAGUCCUUAGUGUAAUGGUUGUAUGUGACGAACCCUGAGUCUUUACCCGAAUAAGUUUGCUAUAAGCAGUCGAUCGCUAGCGUACGUUUGCGUUCGCAUCAGUUAAACAUUCCAUUUCUAACCGCAGCUGCACUACCGGUACUGAACGCGUCGCUGUUAUUGUCAAUUUCCAUAGUAAAAUUGACAGUAGUGCAGCUGUCGUUGGGAAUGGAAUGCUACCCUUAUACUUAUUGAGGCUGACUGAAUUAGCAUGACGAAUGACAAAUACGAAUGUUUCCGAGAAAAUACGAAGGAAAACAAUUAUGCACUACAUCUGUAACAUAGUGGCUUUUCUAUCUUGAAAGAAAUGAGCUAUCACUUGCUAGAAACUUUCUUGGAGGCCUAAAGAAAAUUUAUUUUUGAAUAGUAUGAUUUUGCGGUCAGAGUUUUAAGUACAGUUUAAAGUAAUUUUACUCUUACCCGACUAAGUGACUUGUGUUAUUCACUAGGAAUCAAGUUUAAAAAGAAUAAUACAUUUUUAAUACAAUAUCUUUUUCACAAACUAAUUUUGUCUAUUUUUGGUACUUGUGUACUUACCGUACAGCUGUAGUGCACAAUUAUUUUCCAUUGAAUUUUCACGGAACGGACGAUGGACAACAAUUAUGCACUAUAUCUGUACUCGCUUCGCUCGGUAGGCGAUGUAGUUUUUUUUACAUAUUUUACGUCACCUAGCGAUUGACUGUCACUCCCUUAUGAUUUAGAUUCCCAUUAUUACAGCACUUAUAGCCAAAAUCAUCUCACACCGAAGUAAAUUAAGGGCAGCCUCACACACAACCUAAAUGCGAUAAUGAAAUAAAAUAACCUAAGAAUACCGCACAGAAGCGACAUUUCUGUCCACGAGUUUACGCAAUAUUAAAACAGCGACAUCUUUCACAGACCCACUACCACCAGUUUUUACAUUGACAGAUACGCUCGCGUCUACGUAACUUACUUUCUAUGCAUCUCGCUCGUACUCGCAUAUUAGUGCAAGCGAGAUGAAUAGAAAGUAAUUUACGUAGAUGCGAGCGUAUCUGCCAAUGUCAAAACUGGUGGUAGUGGUUGAGGUCCACUUUGUCAAUUGUCAAUAACUAACCGAUGCUGAGGGUCUACCGCGAAUCACGAAAAACGAAAUUUCGUUAUCUGUUUCUCUAUCACUAUUUGCACAUUCGAACGAUAGUGGGGUAGAUAAUGAUAUUUCGAUUUUCCUGUUUCCCGGUAGACCCUUAGUUUGCGUGUUUAGCGCCAUUGACAAAGGAGAAAGUGGUUUCUUUUGUGUACAAACUGUCAAGAUUGAGAAAUUGUCAAUUGCCAAUCUUUCUAGAUUCAUCUAGAUUUUUUUCCGAAGUUUUGGAAUGACAAUAUCGCAUUAGUACGGCUAGCAUCAGUUUGGCAUUGACAUAAACGCUAUCGUGAACGUAAUUUACUUUCUACAUAUCUCUUUUGCACUAAUAUGUCAGUACGAGCGAGAUGCAUAGAAAGUGAAUUACUUUCACGAUAGCGUUUAUGUCAAUGCCAAAUUGAUGGUAGCCGUAUAGGGGCUGCUACGUUGAAUAGUAUUAAGUGCGAGCAUAAUGUGCAGGGCCGUCUUUAACUAUGCUGGGGCCCUUGGGCACAUAAGAAUUUGGGGCCCUUUCGGUAAAGAAAGCGAAUUAAAGUAACAUUUUUCUACUACGGUCUUCUAUUUAUUAUGGGUAAUCAAAUAUAUGCCCUGGGUACGGGCCCCGUGUGCCCUUAUGGUAAAGACGGUACUGAUAAUGUGUUACUUGCAUUUAGUAGCAAUUGAAAGAAAUCACACCAAAAACUAUUAAAUGUGUAGUCCCUUUAGUGAAAGAACAUUAUGUUAAUUGUAGCUUUCUAUUUUUCCCCGGGUAGAGUAAAGUAUCUUGCUCUUCGCCCAUUUGCCCUUAAGGGGCCCACUGAUUAACAGUCCGCCGGGCGGUAUCGACCUGUCAGUUAGAACAAAAUUUUGACAGUUAUGAACAACUGACAGGCCGAUACCGUCCGGCGGACUGUUAAUCAGUGGGCCCCUUUAUGAAAGAAAGAAGUUAAUGCAGCUACACUAAGGGCUCAUUUAGACGCCGCACUGCCCCGCGCUGCCCUGCGCUUCUAUUUAAUUUAUAGGUAUAGUUACCUACAUUGCGGACUAUUGAGGUUACAUCCUAUUCAGCCGGCCGAUGAAAUACCUCAAUGUAAAGAAACUCUUAUGCGAGUUCUCGCAUCGUCUUAAUGAGCCCUAAUGCUGUAUAAUUAUAUCGGAGGAUUAUUAAAUAUUAGCUUGAUGGCGUUAAUGUCGUUUCUGUGCGUAUUACUAAUUAUUCUUACGGUAAUAUCUAACAAACUAGAUUUAGGGAGCACCGUGAUUUCAAAUAAUAUCUCGAGGCUUAGGCAAUGCGAUACUGCCUAGUCUUAUAAAAACAAUAUUCUAAAAUGAGUAAUAAUAUUUUUAAUGUUAAUGUACUUACAAGUAUUGAGAGUUUAGUUCAAUAUUACGUUUUUUAUGUAAUUGUAGUUAUAUUUUUAAUUAGUUUAGUGCUUGAACGCGGGGCGGGGCUUGGGUGCCGUGGCGGUGCUUGUUUUUGAAAGAAUUAAAUGUUGUAAUGAAUUUAAAAAGGGGAGAUAAAGUUCGUUUUUUAGCAUUAUAAAUAAGGUAAGCGAUCUUACAUGAUUUUUAAUUGAAAAACGCUAAAAAAAAAUCUGUAACUAUUACUUAUGAAAGCAGAAGAAUAUAAAUGACCAUAUUAUAUGUAUUCAUAAUUGUUACAUAUUUGCCGUGGCUUAUUUUUAAAACGUGUUUAACAAUUAAAAGACACAUCAAGAUUGUUUACCUUUUUUCUAAUGCUAAUAAAACAAAUAAAUAGGUACGUUCAAACAUCAGAAUUCUAAAACGUUCGGAUGGGGUUCAAAUAAUACAGGGGCAAUAUGAACUAGUAUGUAACCGUCAUGUUCAAUUUGCUCCGAGAAAUAUUUAUUAACAAUGCUCUUGAAUAUUAAGUCUUAAAAAAUCUUAAAGUAUCUUACAAAACAGGUACUUAUAAAUAUUUAUGGGAGAUAUUUUUGUUCGCAUCUAUGAUUUCAGAAUUUAUAAAAAGUUGAUAAAAAUUCAGUUCUUUCUUUUAUUUUUGGAUGGCGUUAUAAGUACAAAUAAUAGAUGGGACGAACGCAAGUUUAUGUCGAAAGAAUACAUGCGAGGGGACUGAGUGAGACAAAAAAAAACCAGGAAGUCGUGCGCCCGCGUUCUCGCUCUAACCUACGGACAAUAUUAAGUUUAAGUUGGUGGCAAAUCUCAAUCGAUAAGUUCUAAACUAGAUUUGUAAUGGACCUUCGGGUGUGUAAAUAAAGUUUAUUUUAGCGUGACGCGAGCAAUGCAAUUUUAGAGCUGUGGGAGAGAAUUGGGCGUAGCGGAGUUAAUAUUAAGAUGAUAACAAAUGUAGUUAUAUUACUAAUAAUAAUUUGUAAAAUAUGAUUUAAAUAUUAAGAUAAGUAUAAUAUUCAUAAAUAUGAGAACAUUGGUUGAUUUAUGUUGCCUAUGACUGUCGGUUGUUUUUUUCAAAGAAUAUGACAAAUUAUUGUAUUUUAGCGGCUAAGUAGGUAUAUACACUACAGAAGCGUCUCAAUUAUUGAGUAAGUAUGUAAGAAAUUAUAUGACUUGUCAUAGGUCACAGCGCUUAUGUCGCAUGCUCGUAUCUUAAAGCGUAUAUGACAUUCGUCUUAUAAUUCCUUACAUUACAACAUUUACAACCAGUGUGUGAACACGCGUUAGGAGAUGCAUUGUUACGCAUUAUAUGUAGUGGGCGUUUUUUCGUUUAUGUGAGGGAUGAGGGCUUAGGCUUCCGAACAUGAAAAAAAUAAAUAUAUCAAAACCUUAAUAGGUAUAAAUGGAAGCCUUGGUACUAAUGGAAAAGUGUCAAAAUACACAUGUGUGUGUGUGUGUGUGUGGGAUACAUCCAAAAAUAUUUGCUCAUAAUGUGUGAUCGUGAUAAGAAGUCGAACUUCUUUUUCUAAAACAAAAUGCACUUAUUAUCAGGCCCACUUGCACCAUUCCGCUAACCCGGGAUUAAUCAGUUAAACCGUUAACCUAAUGUAAAAUUGUACUGGUAACCAUGGUAACGCCAGGUUUAACCGGUUAACCCCAGGUUAGUGGAAUGGUGCAAGUGGGCCUGAUUGAUUUUGCAUACAAAUAUUUUAAUUAAAGAUUGGGGUAAACGUUUCAAUUACUGACACUCUUAUUGAUAAGUCCAAAGGAAAACAGUAAUUCAACCGUCAAGAAUUUUGAGUGCCAAAAGCGAAUGAGGCGUUUACCUUAUUUUGUUAUGGCUGCUCUACACGAUGGGCCAGCGCCGGCCACUCCAAGGGACGCAGCCAUGCGUUAGGAUUAGAUAGCAAUAUCACUUGCUCCCUCUAACGCAUUAAUGCGUCCCUUGGAGUGGCCGGCGCUGAGCCAUCGUGUAGGGAAGCCAUUACAUGCAAAAUUUGUUCUGGUUAUACAUACAUAACAUAGGUAUAUACUUUUAUUUGAUACCUUAAGCUUAGUUUAAAUCUUUAGAAAUAUUAUUUUUUAUGAUACAUAACAAAUAACCUAUUUUAAUUUGAAUAAAAUGUUUUAUUUGAAUGUGUAAAUGCGGAAAUCGAAAUAAAAUAUUACCGCGACGUCCAAGUGAAUAAAUGGAUAUUUAUGAUAGUAAAUGGUAUUGAUGGUUUAUUAUUAUAUUGCAGAUGUACAAGAAAUCGCGAAAAAAAGAAAUGGACAGCUAUAAAAUUGUAUUGGUCGGAGGGCUUAGUAUAGUCUAUAAUGUACUAUAUAAUGUCUUGUUGCCCAUCAUUGUUGCGAACGUUUCAUUUUCAAUCGUAUUACCAUGGAAUUAGGUUCAAUUUGGAAAUCGUUGCGUAGUAACAAAAAAUGUAUGAAUUCGUCAAGAAAGUUAAAACCACUGUAUUUGCAAACGCAUAACUUGUAUUGUAGGCUUCUGCAAAAAACAGCCAAGCCAGUCAAGAUUGGCCUAAGAGCGUUAUCACAUUGUCCGAUCCGAUAUCGGAUGUCAGAAAUAAUGUGUUUUUCUGUAUUUAUUUAUACAUUUAAUAAAGCAUCAUUACUAAUGGCUCCUCUACACGAUGGGCCAGCGCCGGUCACUCCAAGGGACGCAGCCAUGCGUUAGAAUGAGAUAGCAAUAUCACUUGCUCCCUCUAACGCAUAAAUGCGUCCCUUGGAGUGGCCGGCGUUGGCCCAUCGUGUAGAGGAGCCAUAAAAAACGAUAUACAAAAAAGCCGGACUUAAUGCAAACGACACUCUCCUGCAGCAGUUGAUAGGCGCCUUCCGACAUCCGAUAUCGGAAAGGCGCUUCCGAUAAAUUCUGCCAUGUCAGAGCCCCCCGUCAGCUGUCGGUCGGAUAAUUAUUGUUUGUGUGCGUAUGUUUAGGCAUAAUGCUUGUUGUAGUGUGCGUGACCGCUAAUGACGACGACGCCGGGCGUGGCCCCACGGCCUGACUACGCGGAUGUGGGAUCCUAACUCCGAUAUCGGAUCGGACAGUGUGAUAACGCUCUUGAGAGGGAAUGCGAUCGACGUCAAGCUGUCGCUAACGCAAAUGUCAAAUGCCAACUCGCGGUAGCCGUGCAGGUGACAAUGACAAUUGUGACUACGCUUACUCACUGCCACAUUGUUCUGUAGUCACUAUUCGCUGAUAACUUGAUAAUAAUGAUGCAUUCAACAUUCAAUACAGUUGUUAGUGUCACCUUUGUGAAAUUUGUGGAAAGUUUUGGCUAGAAUAAACUUAUGUCAUGUCAGUUAAAGCCAUUUUGCCAAUGCCAAGUAAUUUUGCAAAAGCAAUAGACAAUGAGGCCAAUUCAAACGUUUUGACAACAAAAUGAUAUUUAGCUGGUCUCAUUCGCCCCGUGUGUCUAGCUCGCGCUAAAGUACGAGCGAAAUGCGUACGUGAAUGAUAACUGAAUGACAUCAAUUAGACAUCAUUUUGAUGUCAAAGUGUACGUUCAAAUUUGCCGCUAUGUACAGUCGCCGUAAGAUAUAUAUGAGCGGCCAAGGUACUCACAAAUAUCUGAACACGCCUCUAUUGUCAAGGCGUUAGAGUGCGUGUUCGAGUGCGUGUUCAGAUAUUUUUGAGCACCUUGGCCGCUCCGGUAUAUUUGAUGGCGAUUGUACCUAACAGGAGCAAUUAUCAUUAUCAGUUAUCACUCAGUGGUGGGGUGUACAGUCAGCAGCAGAAGUUGCUAAGCGGACCAGGUGUUAAAAAUGAUCUUGACGCGACUUUAUUGUCAAGACAAUAAGAGCGCGUCAAGGUAAUUUCGAACACCUCGCCCGUUUAGCAACUAUUGCUGCUGACCGUACUGACGCCAGAACCCCUACUGUCAAUUUGAUAGCGUGACUGACGUCAUGGGCGCAACUUUAAAUCCCAUACAAAAUGAACUUAACGCAAACACGUACGUCACGUCAAGCUAUCGAAUGAAAUUUACACUAGUACGACUACCACCAGUUUUGACAUUGACAGAUACGCUCGCGUCUACGUAAAUUACUUUCUAUACAUCUCGCUUGUACUAAUAUGCGAGUACGAGCGAGAUGCAUAGAAAGUAAGUUAUUUAGACGCGAGCGUAUCUGUCAGUGUCAAAACUGAUGGUAGUGGUUUAGGGGUACUUAGCAACGGAGGUCGCAAAGGACAAGAUUUAAACUGAAAUACGUUACAUGUCCGUAUUUGGGUCACAAACUUACAUAUGUGUACCAAAUUUCAACUUAAUUGGUCCAGUAGUUCCGGAGAAAAUCGGCUGUGACAGACGGACAGACAGGCAGACAGACGCACGAGUGAUCCUAUAAGGAUUCCGUUUUUUCCGUUUGAGGUACGGAACCCUAAAUAAUCAGACAUAGAAGUUUUUGUGGCAAAAACGAGUGUUUAAGAAAAUGAAACAUCAAUAAAUCUGUUAUCGAUAAGUCAUAGGUAGAUUAAUAUGUAAAAUAUGUAACUUCAACUUGCUUUUAGGUAAGUAACCGAGAAAUUUCAAUAAUGCAAAUUACAAAGCGGUACAUAAUUCAUUUAUUACAUAUAUUUAGUAGGUACAUAAAAAAUAUAACGUAAACUGUAGUAUACAGUGCCAAAAGAAUAGAAAACUACCAAUAUAUCAAAAGAGAAGGAGAUAUCGAACGUGUAUUUCGCGGUAGCUAUCUUCUUAUAAAAUACAUAUAAUAAAUAUCUAAGUUAUAACGUUAAGGUAGGUACGUAACACCGAUAAUAGACAUGUCGAUAUUUUAUUUUGUCACUCACUUUAUUUUGCUCAAUAACUUCUAUGUCUGAAAAUACCUACCUAAACUCCAAAUGUAAAACUUCUGUCAUAGAUUUUCACACCUGGCUUUGAUUCUUAAUGGCUCCUCUACACGAUGUGCC
Messenger RNA from Cydia fagiglandana, 15657 nucleotides. It is a transcript of the gene Glut1, whose product is annotated as glucose transporter type 1. The record is from RefSeq and is a predicted model, not a curated record. Bases 281 to 2401 code for a protein of 706 amino acids. Gene Ontology annotation, cellular component: membrane. The transcript has 17 exons. Gene Ontology annotation, molecular function: hexose transmembrane transporter activity. Lineage: Eukaryota; Metazoa; Arthropoda; Insecta; Lepidoptera; Tortricidae. Gene Ontology annotation, biological process: monosaccharide transmembrane transport.